AUGGCAAAUCAGCUCAACAUGAACGGUCUCAGCUUGACCGACUCAAAGCAUGCUGCCACCAUGCCCAACGGCCGUCCUGCAUACAUUCCUCCUCAUCUCCGUGGUCAGCCUGUCCGCAGCGGCCCUCCCCCCAUGGACGGACCUGCAACACUUCCUCCAGGCGGCGACUCGGGACUAGACGGUAGUGCAUGGGGAAAUUCCAGUGCUCUAGGCGGUGGUGGCAACAACUGGGCGAGCGCUCCAGAUUUUACUCCAGGUGGAAAGGGAGGGGCUGCCAAUGGCUGGGGCGGACCACCAGCGGCUGCGCCAUCCGGCGGCUUCAACCCGAAUGCUUAUGGCAACCCUGCAGCCCGAGCACAAGGAGGGUCAUAUGGCAGAGGUUACGGCGGAGGUGGUGGCGCUCCUUCUCCACGUGGUUCUGGCGAUGGGCAAUGGCGUGACGGGCAACACAUCCCUGGACCUCAGAAUCUUAAGAUGGAACAUGAAUUGUUCGGUGUGCCGGAUGACCCAACCAAAGCCCACAGUGGUAUCAACUUCGCCAACUACGACGACAUCCCCGUUGAGGCCUCAGGUCGGGACAUUCCUGAACCAGUGACCACCUUCAUGAACCCCCCUCUGGAUGAUCAUCUCCUCAACAACAUCAAACUGGCCAGGUACACCGUUCCCACACCCGUUCAGAAAUACUCGAUCCCCAUCGUCAUGGCUGGCCGCGAUCUCAUGGCCUGUGCUCAAACCGGCUCCGGUAAAACUGGCGGUUUCCUCUUCCCCAUUUUAUCUCAAGCAUUCCAAUACGGACCAUCCGCUGUUCCUGCAAUGGGAGCAAAUGCCGGCUUCUCACGUCAACGGAAGGCCUUUCCUACUUCCCUGAUCCUUGCCCCUACCCGUGAACUGGUGUCUCAAAUUUACGACGAGGCACGAAAGUUUGCCUACCGCUCUUGGGUCCGCCCAUGUGUGGUCUACGGCGGCGCUGACAUUGGUUCUCAGCUUCGCUCAAUGGAACGUGGCUGCGAUCUGCUUGUUGCAACCCCGGGUCGACUGGUUGAUCUUAUCGAGCGUGGCCGCAUUUCUCUGGCUAACAUCAAGUACCUUGUUCUCGAUGAAGCUGACCGCAUGCUGGACAUGGGUUUCGAGCCCCAAAUUCGUCGCAUUGUGGAUGGCGAAGAUAUGACCAAGCUUGAAAAUCGUCAAACCCUCAUGUUUUCGGCCACCUUCCCACCCGAUAUUCAGAUGUUGGCUCGGGACUUCUUGAAGGAGUAUGUCUUCUUGUCCGUUGGGCGUGUUGGUUCUACUUCCGAGAACAUCACACAGAAGGUGGAAUAUGUUGAAGACCAUGACAAACGGUCCGUUCUUCUGGACAUCCUGCACACCCAUGCAAAUGGCUUGACCCUCGUCUUUGUGGAGACCAAACGCAUGGCUGACACUCUGUCUGACUUCCUCAUCAACAAAAAUUUUCCUGCCACCGCUAUUCAUGGAGAUCGCACUCAGCGUGAACGCGAGCGAGCUCUUGAGUACUUCCGGACUGGCGUUUGUCCCAUCCUGGUGGCUACCGCUGUCGCUGCACGUGGUCUCGAUAUCCCUAACGUAACGCAUGUUAUCAACUAUGACUUGCCCACUGACAUUGACGACUAUGUGCAUCGAAUUGGUCGUACAGGGCGUGCUGGUAAUACUGGUCUUUCAACAGCAUUCUUCAACCGGGGCAAUCGUGGAAUAGUUCGUGAUCUUAUUGACCUUCUGAAGGAAGCUCACCAAGAAUGCCCUGAUUUCUUGGGUAAUAUUGCACGUGAAGGGUCUGGCUUUGGCGGGGGUCGUGGUGGUGGUCGCGGCCGUGGUGGAGGUGGAGGCGGAGGUCGUGGUGCCUCUGCUACUCGUGACAUGCGUCGUCAAGGCGGCAGACCAGGUGCUCCAGCUUAUGGUGGCGGCGGCUUUGGUGGCCCCCCUUCAGGUGGAUAUGGCGGUGGUGGCUUCAGCGGUGGCUACAGCGGUGGUGCUCCAGCUUAUGGUGGCGGCGGUGGCGGCUAUGGCGGCGGCUACGGUGGUGGUGGUGGUGGUGGCUAUGGUAAUCCCGGUGGCGCCAAUGGACCAUCAUCCUGGUGGUAG
This is a messenger RNA of Endocarpon pusillum Z07020, 2097 nucleotides long. RefSeq names its product ATP-dependent RNA helicase DED1. Bases 1 to 2097 code for a protein of 698 amino acids. The transcript is spliced from 3 exons. The record is from RefSeq and is a predicted model, not a curated record. Gene Ontology annotation, cellular component: nucleus. Lineage: Eukaryota; Fungi; Ascomycota; Eurotiomycetes; Verrucariales; Verrucariaceae. Gene Ontology annotation, molecular function: ATP binding; RNA helicase activity; RNA binding.